Molecule: messenger RNA, 1475 nt
Organism: Marchantia polymorpha subsp. ruderalis
Lineage: Eukaryota; Viridiplantae; Streptophyta; Marchantiopsida; Marchantiales; Marchantiaceae
Source: the annotation of a GenBank genome assembly
AAAGAGAAAAAAAAAGUUGAACACUAGAUCGCCGGCGUUUGCAACUUCCUGCGCAAUCGACGUCCGCUGCUGCUUAUUGGUGCUGCACAUUCGAGUUGCGCUGCUGCUUAUUGGAGCUGCGGGCGUGGGACGUGCUAUCAUCUGCCUGUGAGGGUGGAACCAUGGCACCACCUGCGCUGAAGGAAAGUCCGCUGCCAGAUACUCCAAUCUCGACUGUCUUGCUGGUCAUUGCACUGCACGCAGAAGCGGCUCCCCUGGUGGCAGAUUUGCGCCUCACCCAGGACUCACAGGCAGUAUUUCCUGAAGGUGUGCCGUGGGUAAAAUACUCUGGGACGUACGAGGGUCUCAAUGUGCACAUCGUUACCCCAGGAAAAGACGGCAUUCAUGGUUGUGACCCUGUUGGAACAGUGCCAGCAUCAUUGUUGACGUUUAAUAGUAUCCAAGUUCUGAAACCAGAUCUUAUUAUCAACUGCGGAACAGCGGGUGGCUUUCAAGCGAAAGGAGCUGCAAUAGCCGAUGUUUACCUGAUUUCAGAGACUGCUUUCCAUGAUAGAAGAAACUCUAUACCAGGGUAUCGUGAGUAUGGAGUCGGAGCCUUGGAAGCAACACCUGUGCCGAAACUAAUUUCCGCGCUCCAAUUGAAGACGGGUGUGUUGACAACUGGCGAUUCCCUUGACCACGUCCCAGAAGAUGUUGUAAUUAUGAAAGCCAACGAUGCCACAGUGAAGGACAUGGAGGGUGCUGCAAUCGCCUAUGUCGCACAUCUGUUAUCAGUGCCGUUGAUCAUGUUGAAGGGUGUUACCGACAUAGUUGACAGUCCAGCGGCCACAGAUGAGGAGUUUUUGGCAAACUUGAGUCUAACGGCACAUGCCAUCCAGCGAACGGUGUCUAAGGCUCUGCAGUUUAUAAGUGGCAAGAAACUUAGUGAUUUGCAAUGAUCUAAUGACCCCGUCCUUGGGACAUCCUGUGCGAGGAAAUUUCUGAAGAGGCCUAUACACAGUCUGUUUAUCAACCUGAUCUGCUGACAGCAUUUCCAGCUGCAUGAAGCUUCUGGUCCGGCUUCAAGUAUGAAUAUGUAAUAAUGUAAGCCCAUGUUCAUGGUCUUUACAUAAGCAAAUUUAGGACCUACAAUUUUUCUUGUACAGUGUCACAUGACACCUACAGUAGUGAUUUAGGAUCUUGUGGACCGCAGGCUCUGUCUAAGCAUGAGUGCUAGGCUUUCCCUCGUUAUUAGGCACGGUCAAGCAGAUUUUGCAGAUCGUCAUGAUAAAUACGAGAGGAAUCAAAUUGUGAACUUGUUCGGAAGAGGUCCGCUGAACCUCUCACCUGAUUAUCAAAUUUGAGGCUUCAGUACGACACUUUGUGCGAAAGUUUGCAGUUCGAUUGGAGUUGAAGACAAAUAUAUGACAGAUCUUACUUGGAGAAAUGUAGCGGACCUUUUACCUGAUAUAAUAUACUUUGAGCUCUGAUCCACA